AUGCACCCAGCACCCGCGUCCCUCCCUCCCGACCCCCCAAGUCCUUGGAUCGGCUAUAUUCUUCCUGGUCAAACGGACACUUUCUCCUGUCCCCGCAGCCGCAGGGUCUGCGGCGCUCGUCCGAGGAGCCUCAAGAUUGGAGCAGGAGGGCCGCUCGCCAAACAGAGGACAGCAAAAACUCUUUCUCCUAAUUCACCAGAAUAA
Rangifer tarandus platyrhynchus (Svalbard reindeer) is the source of this 204-nucleotide messenger RNA. Lineage: Eukaryota; Metazoa; Chordata; Mammalia; Artiodactyla; Cervidae. The record is from the annotation of a GenBank genome assembly.